This is a messenger RNA of Penicillium hordei, 1248 nucleotides long. RefSeq names its product Zn(II)2Cys6 transcription factor domain-containing protein. Gene Ontology annotation, biological process: regulation of DNA-templated transcription. NCBI's taxonomy places the organism in Eukaryota, Fungi, Ascomycota, Eurotiomycetes, Eurotiales, Aspergillaceae. The coding region runs from base 1 to 1248 and encodes 415 amino acids. Gene Ontology annotation, molecular function: zinc ion binding; DNA-binding transcription factor activity, RNA polymerase II-specific. The record is from RefSeq and is a predicted model, not a curated record. The transcript has a single exon.
AUGCCCCCGUCACACCGAAAGUCUUGUCUUGCAUGCGUUCAGUCCAAGCGAAAAUGCAACAAAGGAUUACCUAAAUGCCAACGCUGUCUUACAAAGAACAUCGACUGCGAAUACAACGGCCGACAUCCCGGCCGACUGCGAGAAACUACCGGAAGAAUUGUAGAUGAAAAUAUUGCCUUCGUGGAGCCCUUUCCAAGUGAGCUGUUCAGUGAUUGGCAAUUGCAGCGAAGUCCCGCGCUGCCCACCACAUCAAUUCUCUCGCCUCACACAAAUGAUGUAUUAUUCAACUUUGCAAAUGACCCAUUCGACUUUGAAAGCAUACCACAAGGUGGCUUUCUUAGCUCUGCUGUUAUUGGCGAUACCGUCGCUCAGCAAGACCAAAACGAUGUCGGGCGCAUCAUCUCGGAUACAACUGCACAGGCUCGCGUGGACUUUGCAGCAAAGAAGUUAGCUAUGGUUCCGAAGAUAUUUUCCCAGCAAGGGCAAACGAUGUUCAUCCACCGUAUCCUAGUCCAAGACAGAAGCCCUCCUGUUUUACAGGAUGCGCUCAGCGCUUGCGCUCUGUAUUCCCUAAAAAAUACAGAGAAUCAGGUGUUAGUGUUCCGUAACUUGGAGCACAAACGGCAGCAGCUGAUCGCCAACAUCGAUCCGCUCCUCGCCACCAAGACGGAUCUACUUGAAGCGCUGCAAGCGCUGAUACUGUACCAGAUAAUGAGUCUGUUCGACGGUGACAUUCGCCUUAGGGCGCAAGCGGAAGUGGACGAACCAGUUCUCCUAACGUGGGCGAACCACCUUAUGUUACGCACGCAUCAAGUGCAGCCUCCAUCGGCUCCAGCAGAAGCACAACAUCUACUGGGAAGCACUUUUACGGACUGGCGGCGAUGGCUGAUCGAGGAGAGCAGCCGACGGACGGUAAUAACAGCGUUCAUGUUGAAGGGGGUAUAUAGUUUCUUGAAACUCGGCCGAGACACAGUUCCAGACCUACGAAUGAGCUUCACGGCCCAAACUGCGCUCUGGAAUUCGCAGUCAGAAAUUAGUUGGCAGAGAGCACAGAACGAGAGGGAGUGGCUUGAACUAUGGGUGACACAUUGGGACGAGGCAGUAGGAAAAGCAAAGCCAGGCGAUUUAGAAGAGCUCGGUAUACUAAUAAUGGUCAUGUUAAAGGGGAUAGUGGCUACUGGGAAAUGGUUAGGGCAUAGUCACAAUAUUAGAUACGGUUUAGAGGGACCGGAGUCAGAUUCAAUAUAA